UUAAUUAGCAAGAGUAAUCCAUAAUCCGGAUUGAUUUCUCGCCGGAAAAUCAGCCAAAUGGGUAACAGCUUAGGAGGAAGAAAGACGGCAAAGAUCAUGAAAAUAGACGGCGAGACCUUCAAGGUGAAGACGCCGGCGCAAGCCAUGGAGGUGACAAAGGAUUUUCCCAGCCACGUUUUGCUGGAAUCUGAAGCAGUGAAGCAUUACGGCUUCCGGGCGAAGCCAUUGGAACCGUGGCGGGAGCUCAGGCCGAGAAGGCUGUAUUUUCUGGUGGAGUUGCCGGAUGAUAAGGCGGCCAGGAGGGUGUGUUCGGGGAUAAACAUGGGCGCCAUGGAGCGGCUGGAGAGCCUGAUGCUGGCGAGGAGGUCGGCUUCGGAUCUUUCGCAGGUGAAGCCGCCGAUGGUUAUGGUGGAGGAGGCGGAGGCCGGGGCCGGGAGUGUGAGGGUGAAGGUGAGGCUGAGUAGGGAGGAGGUGGCCAGGUUGGUGGCUGAGAGUCAAGACGAGGCUGAGGCGGUUGAGAAGAUUAUGGGCCUCUGCAGGGCGGCUGACGGCGGCGAUGGCUCGGCUCACCGCCGGCAAUUAAAUUGUAAGGAGGCGGAUGGCCAUGAUGGAGCAGUGAAAGGUUGCCUGAAACCGCGCGGGAAGCGAGUUGGUUUCUCGCCGGUUAGGGAUACGGACGUCCGGUUAGUGGCAGCAUCUUAGAAGAAAAUUACCAAAAGCUCCACGUGGGUAGCUGAUUGGAUUAUUCUUAGCCACCUUUGUGUAGAGUACAUGUAAAUGCGAGUACAGGGUUUGUGACGUCUAAAAGGUUUUGGGUUUUUGUCUUCUUUAUAUUAUUGAUUCAUAAUAAAAAUAUUGAAUAAUUUGAAUGUAAAUGUCUUGUGUAUGGAGAUUUAAUGGACCCCUUAUGAGCAUCUCUUGAAAGUAUUAUUCUAAUUUAGUUUCAGAUUAAUCGGGUCUCAAUCCACUCAUAAUAUGCAAUCGAUUUUCAGUCCAAUUAAAUCUAGGGGCCAAUCCGUAACUAAAAAUUGGUUGUAAUUAAUAUAAUAAUAUUAUUUAUUAAUAAUAUAUAUAUUAAAGUAAAAAUAUUUUUAGAUUUACCACAAUUUUAUAGUUCCGAAAAUUGUAAAAAGAAAUAAAACGGCCCAUCCGAAUAAUGUCACCAAAUGGGCCAACCCGAUCCAAUGGAGACCUAUACUAUACAUUUGCUGCCUUCUCAUAAAGCGGCCACGUGUCUUCCGCUGGACGUUGAUCGAGAGCAUUCGCAGAAAAGCCAGGGUCCUGCCGGAAAAGUUAGCGCCACAGCCGGUGGGGGGGAUAAAUGGCGUCGUCGACAUUGAAGCCUGUGAGUUGCGCUCUCUAUUCAACAGGCGGAGCAAAUCAAUCGCACGUUCGUGCCCCUAACCCUAAGACGUUGAUCGCUGUGUCAGCUAUUCGUCCAGAUCAGGCCAGAAGGAAAGAAGAGGAAGAUCAGGAAGAUGUUAAACCCUUCACCAUUGCCUCGCGGAGAAAUAUGAUGCUGUGUUUGGCUUCUGCCCCGCUGAGCGGGAUGACUCUUUUCAUAAGACCUGUCGAAGCACGGGUUGGGAGGAGGCUCGAGAACAAAAGGAAGGCAAGGGAAAAGCUCGAGAUGCUUAAGGAAAAGGCUGGGAAGUUGAAACCUAAACCUGAAAACAAGGAAUAGAAGACACUUUGACCACCAUGAAAGGAGAAAAAAGCUUGCUAAAUCCCGGCCGCCUCUAGCAAUUUCCAGGUGCUAUAAGAAGCCUAGCUUGAAUGUUGAAUUCAAGUAACUGUCCCCCUCAUGACACACUGGCUACGAACAAUGUUUGAUGGCUUCUUCAAGUAUAUUAGAGCUACUCUCUGGUAGCAUUGAGUUGGAUGA
Molecule: messenger RNA, 1885 nt
Organism: Diospyros lotus (date-plum)
Lineage: Eukaryota; Viridiplantae; Streptophyta; Magnoliopsida; Ericales; Ebenaceae
Exons: 3
Coding region: 58-702 (214 amino acids)
Source: RefSeq, a predicted model, not a curated record